CAAAAGGGAAAUGUGGACAAUCAAAUAUACCAUAAUGAAUACGACGUAUAGGACAAGCAUCACUCGCACAUGAAGAAUAAAAUGUGCUUAAAGGGAUGGUUCGGAUGUUUCUCAGUGUGGUUGUAUGAGGUACUUCUCCAUAGUCUGUGUAUUACCUACAGCAGAUGGAGUUUGGAGAAAGCAUAAAGCAUAUUUACAGCUACAGAAACCAUUCAAAUAUCAAAAUGUUCAGCUCUUUAAGGACGUUCGUAAUGACUUUUCCUGUUUCUAACUUAUAUUUUUUAAAAUAUUAAACUUAAAAAAAAAACAACACUAUAAUGUAACUCGAUGGAAAGAAUCUUCAAAUCCUCUUAAACCUACUCCACUUUGAAAUGCUACUCCUUCCGCAUACUUUCAUCUACAGACGCCAUUUAAAUUUUAAAUGGGUUUUGUACUAUUAAACUUGUAUUCAGCUUUUUGAUAUCUUUUACAGAUUUGCAAAUAGAGAAAACACAACCAAAUGCAGAAACGUGCUAAUUGGCAAGUUAAUAAUAAGCUGAAACAGCAGAUAUCUGCAAUAAUAUCUGAAUCAUAGGAUCAUGAUAAAAUAAGACAAAAAACAACUUGUAUUUAGCUAAUCUUUCAACACCACUGACGGACAGCCGACUUCAAUAACUUCAGAAGCCAUAAACCUGCCAUGUGCAUCACUUUGUAGUGUCCCCUGGAAACAGUUUCCUUGUUGUGUGGUGCCUGUUGCAGAGUGUUUCUGUAUUUGGUUGUUUUCUCUAUUUGCAGCGCGUUGAGCUCUCAGGGCCAUUCUGCUUUUUCAAAAUGACUUCAACCCUUGUACCUUUGAAGAAUACUUAUCAUCUGUUCCUUUUUGUUCAUGUUUAAAAUGAAACACCGACUGACAAAGCUCAACCCCUUACAUGACGUCAUCGGAGACAAACCGGGAAGUUUAUUCCUGUUCAGUUCUCAGAGAGAAGAGGAACACUGACAGACAGACAGACAGACAGACAGACAGACAGACAGAGGGUAAGAUUAACCGUCAUUACAAAGCUGAGAUUUACCCUCAUUACAAAACUUCAGCUGAAGGAGGACAAUUACGGGAGGGAGUAAUGAAGUAGUAAAAUACUUCAACUGCUACCUGCUGCUGAUUGAUAAAACGCUUAAAGUCUCAAAGUGAAAAAAGGGAGGCAACGUUCUAGAGAUAAACUCUAACUCUAACUUCCUUUUUUAGUCUACUGUGUUUUCAGUUUCACCCAGAGACACAAUGGCUUCCAGAUUAGAAGAGGAUCUUUACUGUCCGGUCUGUCAAGAAAUCUUUAGAGAUCCCGUUGUUCUGUCGUGUAGCCACAGCUUCUGUAAAGACUGUCUGCAGGGCUGGUGGAGCGACAGACCAGCACACGAGUGUCCAGUUUGUAAGAGAAGAUCCUCGAAAGACCCGCCUAUUAGCUUCACUUUAAAGAACCUGUGUGAGAGUUUCUUACGAGAGAGAGCUCAGAGCGCUUCGGAGGCUCUCUGCAGUCUGCACUCUGAGAAACUCAAACUCUUCUGUCUGGACCAUCAGCAGCCGGUGUGUGUUGUCUGCAGAGAUUCAGAAAAACACACCAACCACAGAUUCAGACCCAUCGACGAAGCCGCAAGACAACACAAGAAGGCACUUCAGGAAACUCUGAAGCCCUUAAAGAGGAAGUUAAAGGUUCUUAAUCAAGUUAAAGUGGAGUUUGAUAAAAAAGCAGAGCACGUGAAGGUCCAUGCUCAACACACAGAGAGGCAGAUUAAGGAGCAGUUCAGGAAGCUUCACCAGUUUCUAGAAGAGGAAGAGGAGGCCAGGGUGGCUGCACUGAGGGAGGAAGAGGGGCACAAGAUUCAGGUGAUGGUGGAGACGUUGGAGGCUCUCUGCAGAGAGAUCGCAGCUCUUUCAGACACAGUCAGGUUCACAGAGGACGAGCUGAGAGCUGAAGACCUCUCAUUCCUGCUCAACUACAAGGCUGCAGUGGGACGAGUCCAGAAGUACCCCCUGCUGGAGGAUCCACAGCUGCCCUCAGGAGCUCUGAUAGACGAGGCCAAACACCUGGGCAACCUCGCCUUCAACAUCUGGAACAAGAUGAAGGACAUGGUCUCCUACACUCCUGUGAUUCUGGACCCCAACACUGCCGAUCCAAGACUCAUCCUGUCUGAAGAUCUGACCAGUGUGAGACGAGGAGAGAAACAGCUGCUUCCUGAUAAUCCAGAGAGGGUUAAAUACUUCUCCGUCCUGGGCUGUGAGGGCUUUAACUCAGGGACUCACAGCUGGGACGUCGAGGUUGGAAACAGCACAGACUGGUUUGUGGGUGUGUCAGAAGAGUCCGUCCCGAGGAAGGGAGACAUACGGGCUGGAUUAUGGAGGAUAUGGUUCUCUAAUGGUAAAUACUCAGCAGGGUCACUACCAGCUCCCAACACUCAUCUCGGAGUGAUGAAGAAGCUCCAGAGGAUCAGAGUGAAUCUGGACUGGGACGGAGGACAGCUGUCGUUCUCCAAUCCCGAUACUAACGCUCUCAUACACACCUUCACACACACUUUCACUGAGAGGAUGUUUCCAUUCAUUAGCACUAUGGAUAAACUGAAGAUAUUACCACUGAAGGUCAGUGUGACAAGACAACAGGUCUGAGUCUUUAGUUUGAAGGUGGUGAUAGAAAAGUAUAGAAGAAGAUGUGGUGGCAGGCGUGGGUGACUGAUGAUUAUAUGUGAUUUAAAUGUCUACAUGAAUAAAAUACACAUUUUAAUAAUAAGUUUAACCGACUGGUAGUUUUUUGCAUUUCUGAAUUUCUGGUGCCGACUAGCGAGGGUAGCAACAUUUCGACUAUUAGUACUUAUAGUUUACAUGACUUGUAUGACGUAUGACGUUUGUAUUGUAUUGUAUUAAUUAUUAGUUAAUUACUUUAUAGUUCUCACCGAUUGUUUUGCACUGAAUUUCUGAGUGGUGGAUGUAAGAAACACAAUUUCGUUUUUAUGUGGAGCAUAAAAAUGACAAAUAAAGGAAUCUUGAAUCUUGACCUGUAAGUGCAACUUUUAUUGACUAUAUGUACUUUAUUUGAAUAUGGAGCAGGAAGAGUAGUUGUUGUCAAGGUAACAACUAAUGGGAGAAAUGGGGUUAACAAAAUAAACUAACAGUAUGAUACAUUUCUCCUGCAUUUGUUUUUAGGAAUAUCACUUUUCAUAUAAAGCAUUUCUUCAUUCAGACUUAUUAGGGAAUUCCUUUCAACUUACAGUUUUGACAGUAUUGCAGUUUAGCUUCAAGCUUUUCUGGCAAUGUAUUUCAGCUCUUACCUCUUUAAGUAAAGCAAUUCUGCUUUCAGUUCUACCAGUUUUAAAUUAGUAAGCGCAAUGCAUUUGAGCUUGAAGCUGUUACAGACAAUUCAUUUCAGAUUUCGGUAUUUCUUUCAGCAAUGCUUUGAAAUAUAUUUCAGCUGUCAGCGUUCACACGCAUUUUCUUAAGGAAAUGCAUUUUUUUAGUUUGUUUGUGUUAUUGUGUGACUUUGGUGAAUCCGAACUAACCAACACCAAAGUCACACAAUUACACAAUGGCCCAAUCCCAAUGUCCCCCCUAAGGCCUUAAGCCCUGAACUCUCGGGGACAUGACGGACGUCACCUGGGACAGCACUUUGCGGUGACAUAUCACGUUACCUUGACAAUGCCAAUUGUGGGUUAUUAUUUAAUGUUUUUAUCGCCUAUUAUAACGUCUUCCAGGCUCUUGCCUUGCGUGACUAGAGGUUACUGUGAAAUUAUCAAUUUACUUGUUUUUGUCAAACUUCAAUACGCAAAAUGUAAAGAAAUGGUUGAUGAAUAAACCAUAAACUCCUUGUUUACCUUUUU
Molecule: messenger RNA, 3837 nt
Organism: Sebastes umbrosus (honeycomb rockfish)
Lineage: Eukaryota; Metazoa; Chordata; Actinopteri; Perciformes; Sebastidae
Product: nuclear factor 7, ovary-like
Exons: 1
Coding region: 1253-2632 (459 amino acids)
Molecular function (GO): protein binding; zinc ion binding
Source: RefSeq, a predicted model, not a curated record